AGUGGGCGAUCUAUGGUGAGACACCCCCUUUGUAAACAACUCUGGUAAACACUCUGCUGUCGUUAUAAAUGCACCGACAGAAUGUAAACAGAAAGCGGACCAUUUAAAACUCGCGCAAGAUUGCCAUGUGUGUUUUAACAGAUAGCUUAGCACAGCUUUUUCGUAAACUAAAGUAAAGUUAUCUACCGUUCCGUGCUCUAUCUAUGCUAUGGCAGCGACCUCUUUUUGUGGAAAUGUGUUUUUCGGCGAUCUUUUUGCCGUCGUGAUCAUAAGCGCACCUGCCACGUGAAACGAUGACAACGAUGGCAAGCGUCAACGAAGUGAAUGGUUCUGGAGACCCAAACGUUUCUAGAAAAGUAGCUCUUAUUACGGGAAUAACGGGUCAGGAUGGAUCGUAUCUAGCCGAGUUUCUAUUGGAGAAAGGAUACCAAGUCCAUGGAAUAAUAAGACGAUCAAGCUCGUUCAACACCGGAAGAAUACAGCACUUGUACGCUGAUACAAGGUCCCACACGGAGGGGUCAAUGAAACUUCAUUAUGGUGAUCUAACUGAUAGCACUUGCCUAGUCAAAAUCAUCAGUGAAGUUCGACCAACUGAGAUAUACAAUCUUGGAGCACAGAGUCAUGUUAAGGUUUCGUUCGAGUUGACUGAAUACACGGCCAAUGUCGUUGCAGUUGGAACUCUGCGGCUGCUGGAUGCUAUCCGCACAUGCAAGCUGGACAAGCAGGUGCGCUUCUACCAGGCAUCUACGAGUGAGCUCUAUGGCAAGGUGCAGGAGAUACCGCAGCGUGAGACGACGCCUUUCUACCCGCGCUCACCCUACGCGGUCGCCAAGCUCUACGCCUACUGGAUCGUCGUCAACUUCCGCGAGGCCUACGGCAUCUACGCGUGCAACGGCAUCCUCUUCAACCACGAGUCGCCGCGGCGUGGCGAGACGUUCGUCACGCGUAAGAUCACGCGUGCUGUCGCGAAGAUCCACCUCGGGCAGCAGGAGCGCGUGGAGCUCGGCAACCUGGACUCGCGUCGCGACUGGGGCCACGCGCGCGACUACGUCGACGCCAUGUGGCGCAUGCUGCAGCAGGACGCGCCGGACGACUUGGUCAUCGCGACGGGCGAGGUGCACAGCGUGCGCGAGUUUGUCGUCGAGUCGUUCCGCGUCAUCGGCGUGGAGAUCGCGUGGGAGGGUAGCGACGAGGGCGAGGUGGGGCGCGACGCCGCGACGGGCGUCGUGCGCGUGCGCGUCAAUCCGAAGUAUUACCGGCCGACGGAGGUCGAGUUCCUGCAGGGAGACGCGACAAGGGCGAAGACGGAGCUCGGCUGGGAGUCGACGACGCCGUUCAAGCAGCUUGUGAGUGAGAUGGUGGAGUCGGACGUCAAGCUGAUGAAGGCGAACCCGUCCGCUUGAGGGGGAACAACACGAAGAUGUGAUAACUGCAUUCCUCGCGCGCAUGCUUUUGAUGGAAAUAUCUACUCUUACUGGUGUAUCCGCCAGGGAUGGUUGCCAAGUAGCCAAUUGGUGUGGAGGGCGUUAUAAAAUGCUGCUUAGUAGCAAAGUGCCACAAAGUCUAUGAUUCGGGAUCCAUGCGUAACUAACGUGUGAUUUACUGACUUAGCAACUGUAUGCCAAGUUGAAUGUUAAUCUCGCUCGGUCGGUCAAUUUUCAGGUACGCAUGACAGUGUGAGUGGUACUGUUUCUACUCUGUUCUUGUCAUCUUUUUUUAAACAGAUGCCAGUAAAAGAAACUGCAGCAAUCUUUUUCAUGUACCUUAUUGUAGAUGUCAUGCCUCCCAUAUUUCAUAGUUUUCAGGCAUUUCUGCCAAAAAAUUGAUCUUUCAACCCUAAAUCAAAUCAUUUCACAAUUUUUUACUUAAAUUUUUAAAAUCACGGCUUCUUGAUAAUUCAGUAAUGCAGUUUGUGUAUAUGGCUUUGUGUAAGUUACGAUGAAGUACAGGAUGUGUAACCAGAACAGUAAAGUGCCAGAUAUAAUGAAUAAAAUUCCAAUAUCACAACCAUGUGUGAUGUACGAUUCUAAAUACCACCUACCUGAUACAAUCAAAGUAAAGAUUGGUGAAGCAGGGAAGGUCAUAUGGAUAAAGUGUCUUACUUUACGUUAAUAAAUUUCAGAUGUGUAAUGGCACGGUUCUUUAUUGUCUAGUAGGAAUUAAUUAUUGAAAUUGUAUAAUAAUAUCAGGAGUGAAUAAUAAUAGAAGAAUAUAAGAAUUGCCUCGUAGGAAUCUAUUAUUAUUCACUCCUGAUAAUAUCAAGAGCGUAUAAAUAAGGUUUUUUUUAUACGCCUUCUUUAUACGCUCUUGAUAAUAUGUAAUAAUGUUCCAACAUUUCAAUCAUGUCUAUGUUUGUAAAAAUGUAGCAGGUUUCAUAAUCUAGCCAAAAAAUUAGUCUUUUAAAAUGUCCAAGCUAUUAAAUCUAUGAUUGCAAAUUGCAAUUGAGAAAUGUUAAUGUAAGGUAUACUAUGAAGGAAUUUCAGGUGGUGUGUACCAUUGUAAUUUUUGAUUUGUUAAAUUGUAAAUAGAAACUAAAGCACACUAAUUGUAAAGCUGGUUGCAGUUUCAUAUAUUAAUAUAUAAUCAGUUGCAAUGGUGAUACAAGGACCCUAAUGGAAUGUGAAUACAAGCUGUUGUACAAUAUGUGAAUUUGCCUCCAGUAAAUAGCAGUUGCUGAAUAA
This is a messenger RNA of Priapulus caudatus, 2681 nucleotides long. Its product is annotated as GDP-mannose 4,6 dehydratase-like. The coding region runs from base 294 to 1403 and encodes 369 amino acids. The transcript has 4 exons. The record is from RefSeq and is a predicted model, not a curated record. NCBI's taxonomy places the organism in Eukaryota, Metazoa, Priapulida, Priapulimorpha, Priapulimorphida, Priapulidae. Gene Ontology annotation, biological process: GDP-mannose metabolic process. Gene Ontology annotation, molecular function: GDP-mannose 4,6-dehydratase activity.